Molecule: messenger RNA, 441 nt
Organism: Colletotrichum orchidophilum
Lineage: Eukaryota; Fungi; Ascomycota; Sordariomycetes; Glomerellales; Glomerellaceae
Exons: 1
Coding region: 1-441 (146 amino acids)
Source: RefSeq, a predicted model, not a curated record
AUGACAACGUGUGUACGAAACGACGAGACUACCAUGACGGAGGACCUAAACCCCCCGUUCGUCCGUUCGUCAACGGAAAAAGGCCCCCGGGAUUGGGGCCUUCGGCAGGACACGGAACAGUCGGCAAUAUUGAUUCGUCAUGGACCCCCGGGACCAUGGCAAGGGAAAAAGUUAUCAGGAGAGUUAUUACGGCGGCUUCGUGAUCUUCAUUGCAAGCGACAAAAGGUGGUCAAGGGCGGAAACACUUCCUCAGCUGUCCAGUUAGGAGCUUUGCUGGGAUGCUGUGGGAGUUUGCUGGGGUAUUUUCAACACCCACCCGGACGUAGGCGGCAAAGACCUGCCUCUUUCUUUGUCUUCCACGGUUCCUUGUAUUUGACUUUCCCUGGAACGUCGACAUCAACUCCUCUUCCCGAGUGUCAGAAUCCUGUACCGAUAGUCUAG